AACAACAUUGUUCUUAAUUGGGCCGCCCAAUAGUACCAGAGAGGGCAGGGACAUUUGAGUCCCCCUCUAUCAUACGGUGCAGUUAAAGUCACCUGCCAUUAUACAAGCGCCGGAUAAAGAAGCCAUGAGUCGUGGAUUAAGAUCAUAACACCCCUUGCUUGAGAGGUAAAGGGAGCUGAUAGAAUUCUACCUUUCCACCUCCUCCUCACUUUAAGCUCAUCUUCCUGCGUUAGGGUUAUUUAGAGAAUAGCUAUGGCCCGGUCCAGUCAGCAGCCUCAGUACAGCUGUAGUAACCCAGAGCAGUCAACUCCCCCUGCACAGGAUGCUGACCGGCCACACCCAGAAGAGGAGGAGAUAGUGAGAGAUGAGUGUGAUUCAGCAGUGUCUGGAGCUCCACCUGCUGAGCAUGGAAAAUCAGGAAAAGGAAAGUCCUCAAAAGUGACCCAAUGUGGUUUCAUCCAUCUGAAUUUCCUGGAGUGGUGGUGGGAGGAGGAGUGCCCUCAGCAGGAGGAAAGCUGCACAGGAGUCAAAAGAGCAUGCCACUGGCCGCUUCCUGGCGUGGGAUAAACCAGCUCAGUCCAGCUCACAGAGCCGCGUUCCCUGCUGUUUUAACGCCAAGACAUGGCGUGGACAAGCAAGUGGUCCCCCUGAUGAGGGAUCGAGUACCUGCACAGGAAAGACCUCUACACCACCCUCCUCAGCCAACUCAACCAACCUGGUGGAUCACAAGGAUUCUCAAACAUCAGUUUCAGCGACCAGCACCAAAGCGGGAGCUGCUGUCACCAAGGCUGCUGAGGAAAACCUUCCUGAUCGCUGAGACAGAGAACAUGGAGGACUACCCUACUCAAAUCAUGUCCACAUUUGACAUUGAGAAAGUCCUCAAAUACGACUCUACCAAGAAGGUUGAAUGCGGAGCAGAGAGAAAAUCCUAUGAAAUUAUGGCCAAGCAUAACGCUGAGAUCCUCGUGGCUGUAAUCAAAUGUGAGGAGUCUCUGGACAAAAUGCAGCCAAUGGCUGAAGGCCUCAUGGAGGUACAGAAGAGCUGGUGAGGCACCUCCUGAACUGAUGUACGUGGACCGCGGCUGCUGUGGCGUUCA
This is a messenger RNA of Acanthopagrus latus (yellowfin seabream), 1097 nucleotides long. RefSeq lists its product as uncharacterized. The transcript has 11 exons. Bases 447 to 1049 code for a protein of 200 amino acids. NCBI's taxonomy places the organism in Eukaryota, Metazoa, Chordata, Actinopteri, Spariformes, Sparidae. The record is from RefSeq and is a predicted model, not a curated record.